AAUAAAUUUUAGUAUAUUUUGUGGGCAAUUCCCAGAAAUUAAUGGCUAUGAGUUCUUUUUUGAUCAACUCAAACUAUGUCGACCCCAAGUUCCCUCCGUGCGAGGAAUAUUCACAGAGCGAUUACCUACCCAGCGACCACUCGCCCGGGUACUACGCCGGCAGCCAGAGGCGAGAGAGCAGCUUCCAGCCGUGCAAAGAGCCCGUCGUCUACCCCUGGAUGCGCAAAGUUCACGUGAGCACGGUAAACCCCAAUUACGCCGGCGGGGAGCCCAAGCGCUCUCGGACCGCCUACACUCGCCAGCAGGUCUUGGAGCUGGAGAAGGAAUUUCACUACAACCGCUACCUGACGCGGCGCCGGAGGGUGGAGAUCGCCCACGCGCUCUGCCUCUCCGAGCGCCAGAUCAAGAUCUGGUUCCAGAACCGGCGCAUGAAGUGGAAAAAAGACCACAAGUUGCCCAACACCAAGAUCCGUUCGGGUGGCACCGCAGGCGCAGCCGGAGGGCCCCCUGGCCGGCCCAACGGAGGCCCCCCCGCGCUCUAGGUCCCCCCAACGCGGGAGCCACGAACCUCGGGGUGGGGGUGGGCAACGAGCGCGGAGGGAAGUGGGGAGGGGAGGGUGCCCAAGACCUGGGCCUGGAAAACCUAUCUGCCCUCCCCCCCUUUAUAUACAAUAAAGGCAGAAGAGGGGGAGGGGAAGCUUUAUUUAUAAAAAUGACAAUAGGGAGCCAGGGAGGCCCCCCAGAAGCAAGGUUCAAGUCUCUUGCUUUCUUCCUUAAAAAAUGAAAGGGAAAGAAAAAAAAAAAAGGAAGAAGAAGGAAGAAAAAAAAGACAGAAAGAGAAAUAGGAGGAGGCUGCAGCUCCUCGUUUUCAGCUUUGGCGAAGAUGGAUCCACGUUUCAUCUUUAAUCACGCCAGGCCCAGGCCCAUCUGUCUUGUUUACUCUGCCGAGGAGAGGACGGGCCUCGGUGGCGACCAUUACCUAGACACCCGGCUAACAAAUGAGGCCCGGCUCCGCCGCCACCGCCUCUGCUGCUGCUGCUGCUGGAAGACAGCCUGGAUUUUCUUUCUUUGUCCCCCACUCCUGACACCCAGCGAAAGCACCCUCUGACUGCCAGAUAGCGCAGUGUUUUGGCCACGGUAACAAACACACACACACAACCUCCCUCGUCCUCAGUGCCCUUUCAUGGGGGGACAAUGACUGCUCACCCCCUUCCAUCUCGGGGCUGAGGGGUGGGGAACAGAAGGAAGGGGACAAGUGGGGGAGAGGGCGGCCUUGACAACUUAGGAGCAAACAGGGAAAUUGAGUCCCAGGAAAAAAGAGAGACCCAGAGACCUGGGAGGGCUUUCUUCUGGAAGGCCAAGUCAUGCCGGGCAGGGUGAGGGGCCAGUUGAGUUCUGGGAGCUGGGCAGGAACUCUCGCCAAUCCAGAGUUGUGUACAGGGGAGGUCUCUCUCCCAGGCUGGAAAUGAAUGUGAAUCUAGGAAAUAAAAUGUGCCCCUCCCAGUCUGGGAGGAGAAUGUUGCAGAGCCCUCUCCGGUAGUUUAUGAUUGUUGCAUCAUUUAUUAUUAUUAUUAUUAUUAUUAAUAUUAUUAUUAUUGCUAUUAUUUUAUGUCAUGUGUGUCCUCUCUCUUUUUCUCUUUCUGACAUUCCAAACCAGGCCCCUUCCUACCUCUGGGGCUGCCUGAGUCUAGACCAUUUCGUUGGCGUGAAAAUUUGUGUCCUGUACAGAGUGACAAUAGAAAUAAAUGUUUGGUUUCUUGUGACCAGCA
This is a messenger RNA of Carlito syrichta (Philippine tarsier), 1769 nucleotides long. It is a transcript of the gene HOXB4, whose product is annotated as homeobox B4. The transcript is spliced from 3 exons. Gene Ontology annotation, cellular component: nucleus. Gene Ontology annotation, biological process: anterior/posterior pattern specification; embryonic skeletal system morphogenesis; regulation of transcription by RNA polymerase II. The record is from RefSeq and is a predicted model, not a curated record. Bases 42 to 542 code for a protein of 166 amino acids. Gene Ontology annotation, molecular function: DNA-binding transcription factor activity, RNA polymerase II-specific; RNA polymerase II cis-regulatory region sequence-specific DNA binding. Lineage: Eukaryota; Metazoa; Chordata; Mammalia; Primates; Tarsiidae.